Molecule: messenger RNA, 2517 nt
Organism: Lineus longissimus
Lineage: Eukaryota; Metazoa; Nemertea; Pilidiophora; Heteronemertea; Lineidae
Exons: 5
Coding region: 238-1467 (409 amino acids)
Source: RefSeq, a predicted model, not a curated record
CUGGCGCUGGGCGGCUUUGAUUCAGGUGAUCAAAAUCAAAUUUAACCACGUGACUCGUGAUACGAUGUUGAGUGACAGCCGGGUAUAUAACAGUUGUUUUUAAGACGAUGGACUUCAUUUGGCAUUUUCGGUCGAGUUGGAUUGUAUCUGGAUUACACACUUCAGGGUGAAAGGCUUCAAGCCCAUAACAGCAAGUGGAGCAGGAGGAGAGUUCCACUCAUGUGACAGUACCGACGAAUGCAGUGUCGUCGUGCCGGACGCAUUGGGUGUCAUUGUGAGGUUAGCAGGCGAAAGGAUCGCCAGGGGGAUAUUCAGAUUCAAGAAAGUGGCCGCGUGAAGAGAAGAUAUCAAGUCAUACCAGGCAUGUCGCACUACUACACUUCAGACGACUACUACAGUCCAAGCAAGCAUGUUUUGCCUGGUUCCUCGGGUGCGUUAUAUCUUCCGACAAGCUUUGGGAAGAACUCGUACCCUUCGAAGUACUCCGUGGACACGCCGACGAAUAGAUGCGUCAAGAGUCCGUCACUGGGUGCCAAACAUAGCCACUGCACGUCACAUCGAUACGAGAAGCCCAGGUCUAACCUAACUGGCAAGUUUUCCAGCAUGAGCCUUUCACCCGCCAUGGGUCACCGACCAAAUAUUUCAACAGAACGCCUGUUGGAGCAGAACACGUCUCUGGUCCCUCUUGGUACGAGUCGCACACAGAACUUGGCGUCCAGACGCCAAGUUGACCUCAACCGGUCACCAGGAACUCCUCGGCGAUCGACGCGAAACAUAAAAUCCGAAUCAGAUUCCAUCGGGAAACACAACAAGAUGACCUUUGAUAUGAAUAAUGAAGCCCCUAACUUUGAUCUACAACCGAAAUCCCCGACGUUAAGGCGGUCAACAAAAUAUAAAGGCGAGACUGAGACACAUUCAACUUCACCGGGGGUUGGCCGGCGGCGAAAGAAACAGGUGGUCACCUUCAAUAUGUUCACUGAUGAAAUGGCUCCUCCUGAGAAUGGAGUCGGGUAUGAGGAUGACGAUAGUGGAGAUGAGAUGAAGGAAGGAGUGUCUUCUAGUGAUGCUUCUCGAUGGAUUGGAUGCGGGCAAAUCUCCAGUCCAUGUGUCCUGACUGCUGAUCGUGGCUACCUUAUCUGGAACCGACCAAAGGGAACGCUUGAGGUGAUCUUCAGUUACGGCGAGAGGGGCGAAGAUUUCAGCUGUUUCAUGGAUCCACAAUUCAAGGGUGUAAAGGUUUUGCGUGACCGCCAGAAUGGUAAAUAUGAAGAAAUCAUUGACGGGAUGGAGAACCCGAAAGCGAGCAGGAAUCGCCACCAUAGACACAGUGCCUGCAGGAACAGGCCCGAGAAUAACUUUGAGUUCAACUCCAAGAAUGGCCAGGUCCGAUUCAUUCUUGAGGCUUUGGAACCAAACGCGCGGAGCAAGAUCCCCGUUUUCAAGAUUAAUUACACUUUGAUUCUGUAAGUGAUGCUAAAAUCAAGAUGUUGAGAGAAGGACGAAGUGUGGCUGACUGGUUUCAAUAUCGAGGAUGCGUCGUUUCUACAAGGGUAGUUGUGAAAAGUGUAACCACAUUUUGGGUGAAAAUAACCGUCGCACAACGUUUCAGCGGCAAAUAUACGACCAUGUAACAGGUGGAACAAGUUGAGCAGUAGAAAGUGGACUAGAAAGUGGACUAUAGGAUUUUCAGUUGCUCCAUUACAACUUGUAACAUUCUCAUAAACGUUAAAACAUGUAUGAUCUCGAGUUAAGAUUUUGUGAUAUUUGUUGUUAAUGAUUAUAGAACUUUCGACUUAGGUUUUAAAAGCAUCAAUUGUAAAUAUGAGAUGUACACAUAUUACCAGUUGAACCCUACAGGCAUGUCAAAAAGUUCAAUGUUGACAUAUAAGUUACGUAAAUACGUAGUUCCAAGCUAGAUCCCUAAGUUCAUUAAUGAGUAGAUUCAUGCUGCGUCAAAUUUAACAACGGCAUCCGAAACGCCUACCGUGGCGGAAGGAUGGAAGAGCUCUCAAGACGACAUAUUUUCCCGGCGAAGUCCUAGCAUGUAUAGCUGUUUUUUCCUAUAGCGUUUUGCAUUGCUCAGUCUCACUUCUGUCAUCUGCCAGUGUGUCGGCCCAGCAGGGUUCCGUCGGGAAGCGAAAAUAUUCGCCAACCUUAGCAGCAGUCGCUCACCACCUCACUUGCAUUGGAUUGUAGUUGAAUGUCAGGUAUCUUGAGAGAGGUAAACAACAGCAUCUGCUAACAUUUCGAACUAUUUCGAAGGUAAAGAAGCUGUUUUACAUUGAUUAGAAUAACAACAAACCCUCUGAGCAAAUCAGUUGUGUUAUGAUGAGUAAAUGUUGUGGUUUGAAAACUUCAUUAUUGGAGCUCUUCUUAUUUGAAUACUUUUUCGGUCGAUAAACAAAACAGUCAUAUAGCUGUACUUUGUAUCAGUAAUGAUUUCAAACCUUGCAUAUGUUGACCGAUUUAUAGAAUAUAGAAUAGAAUGUAGAACUAUUCUAUAAGCAAUUUUAUUAC